This is a messenger RNA of Ostrea edulis (European flat oyster), 972 nucleotides long. RefSeq lists its product as uncharacterized. Bases 1 to 972 code for a protein of 323 amino acids. NCBI's taxonomy places the organism in Eukaryota, Metazoa, Mollusca, Bivalvia, Ostreida, Ostreidae. The record is from RefSeq and is a predicted model, not a curated record. The transcript has 2 exons.
AUGGACAAAAUCAGUGAUAUUACGUUCAAAGUGAACUGUGGGACACGCGGAAAAGCCCAAGUUGUACACGUAGACAGACUCAGGUUGAAGCGCGAACAAAUUUUGCGGAACGAGAAAGAGAGUCCUCUGGAAAUUGUUAAUCCUAGUACCGUUGUAAGUGAGGAGCCGGAGAUAGAACAUCUACCAAGUGAGGUUGACAACAACCUUGAGACUCUUCGUUCUGGUAGAACAAAAAAAGCUCAAUGGAACAUGCCUAACACCAAGAUAACCAGUCGUGGGGAUACAGUACGGAAGUGUGCGUUUUGCCCUUUCCAGUCAUCGAAUCACACCAUAUGGAGAGACCAUAUGGCUCAGUGUUAUGAGAACAGAUUCUUCUGCAAACAGUGUGACUAUUCCACAGACAAGAAGAUUAAUUAUCUGAGGCAUGUCAAACGAAAGCAUUCAACAAGACAGAGUGAGAAAAAUUACCAUCCCUCGUGUAGCAAGGUGACGGAGAAUACAUGUGACGACCAUACUGUAGAAGAUACGCAAAGUAGUGAGAACAUUUCGUCUAAAGGGACAGAAGGAGACAAUGAUGGAUCUGCAUCAGAGGAUGAGGAAGCGUGGUUGGCUGAAGACCCAGAUGUUAGUAUUGGGGAGGCUAUAGAGACUGUGCAGCUUGGAAGGAGAGGUCCGGAUACAGAAAGGCGAUCAACAUGUGAUCCUGCUGUUAGGAAGAGAACUUCUCCAAUGCCAGUAUACAGCCCAGCACCACCCAAGGUAGCUCGACCUUGUUCUAUUAUGAUUGAGUCUGAACAGAGUGAUCCUCCUGUCCAGUCAGCUAGGUCUGCAGAUUUGCAGACAGAGAGAGACAUGGUAGACUCCUGUACUCAAACAGAGCCAGUCCGGUAUACAAAGUCAAUAACUACAACCACCAUUAUCAGAGAGAAUGGGAGAAAAGUCAUCACCGUGAAGAAGGAGAAAAUGUUGUAG